AUUUGUGAGAAUAGGAAGUGCGUGACAGUUCAAUUCGAGACAAAAGCGAGUUACAGCUCAGCAGCGACCGAUAUUCUAGCAUUCGCGAGGAAAGUCAGGCCAACAGUUAACAGUUAACAGUAUUGGCUAACACCCAGAUCGGUGCGGAUCGAGACGAGAUAGCCAGGAACUGCACUGGCUGAUAAACAAAACAAAGUCAAAAGCAAAAACAAACACAAACAGCCCUAUUUAUAUGAACGUUGAAACCAAUUAAAUCGCAUCGGGGACAUGCAAAUUCCCCCUUUCGCUAUCGGAAUUUCAAUCCUAAUCUGUGGCGCGCCCGACCUGUUAAUAGUUUAAUUUGCUACCAUAAAUAAUAGCACAAGAAUUAAUUGAUUUUCGUCAUAAAUCAAUAACUAACAAACUAACUAACUAUCUAACUAACAAGUGCGGCGAGCAGGAAAAUAAAAAUAAAAUCAGAUCAGAUCGCUGUGGAGCUCUGAUUUUCGAGACUGCGCUGAAAUGAAGCUAUUUACCAAUAAAAACCAGCGCAAUGCAAAGCUGUUGCGUCGCGCCGCCCUGGGCAUGACCCUGCUGUUCUUCGGGUCACUGGUCCUGAUUGCGGAUCCCCUGCAGAGUAUCCUGGAUACGCAACUAAGCCUUAAGCCUGGCUCCCUGCUUCACCGACUGUGGCUCUUCCCGCCCAUAGAUGUUUUUAUAAACGUUUACAUGUUCAACUACACAAAUGUGGAAGAGUUCACAUCGGGCCGAGCGGAUAAACUGCAUGUCCAGGAGGUGGGUCCUUAUGUUUACCAGGAGGUACUGAGCAAUCACAAUGUCACCUACAAUGAGAACAACAAUACAAUUACGUAUACGCCCAAGCGUGAAUAUGUCCUGGCACUGGACAGAUCCAUUGGUGAUCCCAAAGUGGACCGCAUCCGGGCGCCCAAUAUUCCUCUAAUGGGUGUAACCACUCUGGCCUCCAGCAUGUCCAUGUUCGCCUCCCUGGGACUGAGUGCUAUUACCCGGCAACUUGACUCACAGCCCAUGCUGGAGUUGAGUGUCCACGAAUAUAUGUGGGGCUAUGAGGAUCGUCUGGUGGAACUGGCCGCCAAAUUUGUGCCAAGUUGGAUUGAUUUUUCUAGCUUUGGAAUUAUGGAGAAGCUCUUUCGUGAGGGAAACGAGAGCAAUGUGUUCAACAUGAACCUCCAUGAACCGAAAGACAAAUAUGGAGUGCGAUUGCCCGAUGCUCCUCGAGCCUAUACCGUGGACAGCAUCAAUGGGGAAAGGGGCUUCAAGCGCUGGGAAUACAACGAUGAGACCAAUGGAACCAUGUGCAAUCGCAUCUGGGGCAGUCAUGAUGCCACACUCUUCCCGCUGGACAUGGAUGAGAACGAUGAGUUCUUUCUGUAUAGGCGGACCUUCUGCCGGCGCUUACAUGUCAAGUUCAAUAGUACCUCCACCUGGAAUGGAAUCGAUGGCUAUCGGUUCGACAUGCUCCCGGAUACAUUCGACAGCUAUGCGAAUGAUGCCAACUCUUCCUGUUACUGCAAGAACAACCGCUGCCUCAAGAAGGGCGUGGGUAGCGUCUCGCCCUGCUACUACAAUAUUCCCUUGGCCAUUACAUAUCCGCAUUUUACACAUGCCGAUCCUACCCUUCUAGAGCCCUUUGAAGGUCUUACUCCGAAUGCCACGCGUUUCACAUCCUCACUCGUAGUUCAACCGCAACUGGGAGCUCCCAUGCAGGGCACCCACCUUCGGUUGCAGGCCAACCAGGUCGUGGGCAAGGUCAGUUUCAGCCGGAUUAUGGAACCCUUUGAGAACAUGGUGUUACCGCUGCUGUGGGUGGACCUGAACAUCGACGUCCUGUGUCUGAGCCUGCGGCUGCUCAUUCAUGGCAUCAAGUGGGGCUUCCCCCUGCUGCAGUGGAGCGUUGCCCUAGGAAUGCUUCUGGCCGGAGUCUAUCAGCUGUGCUGCGCCCUGAUGCUCUGCUUCUGGGCGCCGGCCAACAAGUUCCAAAAGGUGGAUCAGGCAGAGCGUGGGGCGGCGAUUCAGGUAAUCGGAGCCCCGGGCUAUCGCAAGUCCUCGCUGCCGCUGGAGGCUCUGGAGGAGCAGCACCAUCUGCUCUUCGGUGGCGGCAGCAUCAUCCCCAAGCUGGCCAAGGCGUGAUCUAUUCGGGAAUGGCUACCUCAACGCAAGAAGAGACAAUUCUGUGAUAUUUAUGCUUAAGAUUCGGUUUAAAUUAUUGUGCUCAUUGGAAACAACUUAGGGAACGUCUUGCCUACGUACUAGUUAACGAUAACAGUAAAGAUAAUGGUAGGGCUACAGUAAGCAAUGUACAGUGGAGCUUGCACUCGAUAAAUACAGGUCGAUAGCUAUGUA
Molecule: messenger RNA, 2361 nt
Organism: Drosophila serrata
Lineage: Eukaryota; Metazoa; Arthropoda; Insecta; Diptera; Drosophilidae
Product: lysosome membrane protein 2
Cellular component (GO): membrane; cytoplasm
Molecular function (GO): scavenger receptor activity
Source: RefSeq, a predicted model, not a curated record